Brienomyrus brachyistius is the source of this 1820-nucleotide messenger RNA. Its product is annotated as tumor necrosis factor alpha-induced protein 8-like protein 3. Gene Ontology annotation, cellular component: cytoplasm. The coding region runs from base 326 to 934 and encodes 202 amino acids. The transcript has 2 exons. The record is from RefSeq and is a predicted model, not a curated record. Lineage: Eukaryota; Metazoa; Chordata; Actinopteri; Osteoglossiformes; Mormyridae. Gene Ontology annotation, biological process: regulation of apoptotic process.
CACCCCCCCCCCCAGGCAAUACUCAGAACGAGCUGGGUGAAGUCAAAGGAGGGAGAGAGAGAGAGAGAAGGGGAACUCAAAAUUGAAGAAGUCGUACAACAGGAGCCCAGAGAGAGAGAGAGAGGAGAGAGAGAGAGAGGAGAGAGCGAGGGGGGAGGGAGGGGGAUACUCUGAAAGACAGGGAAAGAGAGAGAGCAGAGGAAGCCUUCUGAACAGCAGACAGCCACAGUCUGAGUCUUUUAUAAAAAAAAAUAGAAAAAAGGACAAAAAAAACUCCACAUCCAGGCUGAAGAGGCACUCUCUGGAAAGCAAAGCACUUGGAACAAUGGAUUCAGACUCAGGAGAACUGAGCGAGGGAGAGCUCUCUCCAGGUCCUGAGAGCUUCAACUCCAGGAAUUUGACUCUGCAAGCCCAGAAGAAAAUCCUCAGCAAGAUGGCUACUAUGGUGGUGGCCAACUUACUGACUGAUGACACCAGCAGCGAGAUCCUGGACGAGCUGUACAAGGCAACCCGCGAGUACACACAGAGUAAGAAGGAGGCGCACAAGAUAAUCAAGGAUGUCAUCAAGAUUGCUCUGAAGGUCGGCAUCCUCUACCGCAACCACCAGUUCAGCCCAGAUGAGAUGGAGACGGCAGAACGCUUCAAGAAGAAGAUGAAUCAGGCGGCCAUGACGACGGUCAGCUUCUAUGAGGUGGAAUACACCUUUGACCGAAACCUUCUCUCAGAGCUGCUGCUGGAGUGCCGGGACCUUCUGCAUGAGCUGGUGGAGGCCCACCUGACAGCUCGCUCCCAUAGCCGCAUUGACCACGUCUUCAACCACUUUGCAGACGUGGAGUUCCUGGCUGUGCUUUACGGCUCCUCCGAGGAGUACGGACUUUACUUGAAGAACAUCUGCCAGGGGAUUAACAAACUUCUCGAGGAGGGUGUGCUUUAACUCACGUGCUUUUCUUGUACAUUUGCCUCCAUUUUCUUUCGCGUUGCCUUGUUGCGUAUUAUAAAUCUUGACCGGAUGGAGAGGUCUUCAUGGAUUUAUUAUAUAUACAAAUAUUUUCCCUGGUUUCUCUGGUGCAAGUCUUCUUAUUGUUGUAUAUUUCAGAGUUAGAAAAGCCUUACUAAUUAUGAUUAUGAAUAUUUUAUAGACAUUGCGCCGGUCAUGCCCUGCUCCAUUUUUAACAGUACAUUAGCAACCAUGCAGCACUGUUCCACAUUUAUUGCUGUGGUUCCAGUCACACCUACGCCCACUUAAAAAUACCUAGCCACUGCAGCUUUUUUUAAUCCAACCGCUUAACUCGGGAGGGAAUGUGAUGUGUCACCUUUCCUACAUGGAUCUCAAGCGACCGUUAACAGCCUCCGCUGCACUUUCUGCAAAUCUUUUAUUUAUAUAUUUAUUAUCUUUUCUAAACAGGGCAGUUCUCCGGGGUCAGUGAUUCGAAUAGCACCCCUAUUCUGCGCUUCGACAUCGCAUGUCCUCCCUGUGUCAUGCAGAUCUUUUCCCAUUGUCCAAAGAUGUCCAGUUGGUCUAAUCGGUGUCUCUAAAUUGCCUGUAGUGUGGAUGUGUAUGUGUGGUCCGGGGUGUAACCCCAGCAUGCCUGGGAUAGGCUCCAGGUCCUUCUGCGACCAUGACAAAGAUAAACAGUGAGAUGAUCUUUUUAAGCAUAACACACUACAUCUCAUUGCUGACUGCCUGGUGACUCCAAAUUAGCUAAACAGUGCAGAUUCUCCAGAAGCCAUGUGAAUGGGUGGAUGCAGUUAUUUCAUACUCCCUACUUGGUAAAGAGUAUAAGAAAAGGUCUUUUAUUAAAGGUUACUUAUGAAAUGAA